Messenger RNA from Thrips palmi, 942 nucleotides. Its product is annotated as RNA-binding protein 25-like. Lineage: Eukaryota; Metazoa; Arthropoda; Insecta; Thysanoptera; Thripidae. The transcript has a single exon. Bases 1 to 942 code for a protein of 313 amino acids. The record is from RefSeq and is a predicted model, not a curated record.
AUGGCCCCCAGAACUUGGAUUGCUCAUAAAGGAACCAACGAAAAGGACUCUGCCCACAAAUUGAAGGAUGGAAAGGUAAAGAAAACUUACCAAAUACCCAAAACCAGCCACCACAAAGAAUGGGCCAGAGAAUCGCCACUUCAGCCAAAGGACACUCUCAAAACGGACACGGAUCGGACUACGCCACUGAAACAAAAUAACAAGCAAAUUAAACAAGCCAAAACAUCACCACUAGCAAAACUAUUUGAAAAAGAGGAAGAGAAAGAAAGAAAAGCAAGACAAAGGCAACAUCAGGAACUGCUGAGAAAGAAAAAGCGAGACGCAGAAUUUAAGAGAGAGCAACUUGAACAGAGAGAAAAGAUCAGGAAACAGAGAAUUCAAGCUCAGCGAGAAAGAGAAGCCAGAGAAAGAAAAGAAUACGCAGAGAAGCUCAGAAAAGAGGAAGAAGCUCUAAGCUGGUUUGAAGACCCAGGAUAUACAAAUUUGCUAGGAGCAUGGGACUCCACUUCGGAAUCAGAAAUUGAAGUUAUAAAUUUAGAGGAAAACGAUUCAGACAUUGAGGAAAUCUACUGCACAAGCCCAAAAACAAUAAAAACUAAUGAAAGGGACCCAGAGUAUGUCAGGCAAGUGUUGGAAAACAUGAGAGCCCAAGAAAAAGAGAUGAUGCAAGAAAUAAUGGAAAUAGAAUUCCAAAUAAAAGCUAUAGAAAAAGUGGACUCACCAGGACUACGAAAGGAACAGCCCAAGCCAGCGCCCGAAAACGCCAACAGUGCCACUACACUGGAAGCCGAAUCAAGAGACACGACGCCUCCAGAAAAACCAACGGAGACGGCGGAAACCAUAGAAAUACUGCAACAAAACAAAGAAGCAAAUGAAGAAAACCAUCAAACAAAGCCCACCUCGUGCAGAAAACGAGGAAAGCCAAAAAAAGAACACUGUUAG